Messenger RNA from Haliotis rubra (blacklip abalone), 2467 nucleotides. Its product is annotated as proprotein convertase subtilisin/kexin type 5-like. Bases 281 to 2236 code for a protein of 651 amino acids. Lineage: Eukaryota; Metazoa; Mollusca; Gastropoda; Lepetellida; Haliotidae. The record is from RefSeq and is a predicted model, not a curated record. The transcript is spliced from 3 exons.
UGCAGUACAGUUCGUGGAAAACAUGUUGAAUAGCAGGACGGUGUGUAUUAACAUUACCUUUGAAUUAGAAAUAAGAACAACGACAGCGUUAAAGUCAACAAAUUCUGGUUUGUGUCAGUGAAUGAGGUUUUGGUGAAGAAUCUCGCACCGUUUUCAAGCUGAAGUCACUACAGCCACGUACAGAUUAACCCAAUUGAGAACAUCACAUCUAAUUACAAAAAAAAGAUCCACGAAAAGCGAACAAAGUCACGGAAAUAUUACAUGGCUGUUUGAAACUAUAAUGAAGCUCUCAAGUUCGAUGUCAUUCUUCUUUGUGCUUUUCUAUUUUCUUAUACGUGGAUCUGCACAAUACUGUCCGGGAGCUUAUGUGAAGGUGUUACAUGAGUGGGGCUGCAUAUCAAAGAAACAAUGUCUUGAAAGAGGUUUUGUCAUAUCCAAUGGCUACUGUCGUCGGACUUGUCCAGGGGCACUGUACCUCUCUUAUGAUGCUCGCACCUGCCACAGAUCAUGUCCGGAUGACACGGUGGUAAACGGUUCCAACUGCUUAAACUCAACACAAUGUACAGCUAGGGGUAUGUUCGUGUACAAUGGGAGUUGUGUUGACUCCUGCCCGCUGGGGACUGUGGUCACAAUGUCUGAUAUUUGUGUUCAUAAUUGUCCAUAUCAAACCGUCACUAACACUACUCACUGCAUAAAUCCCCACGACUGCACUGAAGCUCGGAAGGUCAUCUCCAACAGCACAUGUACAGACCAGUGCCCGCCCGGAUUUCCAUAUGUUGAUGCUGGAAGGUGUGCCUCGGACUGUCGGGAUGGGAAAGUGUCCUACAAUCACCAGUGUAUUACACAACACAGAUGUAUACACGAAGAAGGCAAGGUUAUUCAAAAUAGAUCAUGUGUGGGAUCCUGUUCGCCUGGAUUUCCAUAUGUUGAUGCUGGAAGGUGUGCCUCGGACUGUCGGGAUGGGAAAGUGUCCUACAAUCACCAGUGUAUUACACAACACAGAUGUAUACACGAAGAAGGCAAGGUUAUUCAAAAUAGAUCAUGUGUGGGAUCCUGUUCGCCUGACGCCCCAAACAUCUAUGACGGGCAAUGUUACAGCCAGUGUCCUUUAGGAACUGUACCCAAUGCUUCACUGUCCACCUGCCUUGUGGAUUCUGUCUGCACAGACAAAGGACAAUUUAUACUCAAUGGAACAUGCGUUGCGGAAUGUCCGCGUUAUGUUAGUGGUAAAGCCUGUGUGGAUGAAUGCCCUAGAGAAACAGCGCUGUAUCACAAGGAGUGUAUAACCAGAACAAAGUGUACCCAUUUUAAUUAUCUCUAUAUGUUUAUGUUUAAUGGCACUUGUGUUGAAUCUUGUCCUGUGGAAGCACCAUAUAUUGACCAUAACAGAUGCUAUGCGGUCUGUCCAUUGGGCAAAGUUGCAGAAGACAAGCAUUGUAUAGUCACAUAUCAAUGCAAUUUGAAGGUUAUACACAAUAACACAUGCCUCACAAGUUGUCCCGAGACAGCACCACUUUCAGCUCCAGGAAUAUAUGGCGCAACUUACUGUGUGUUAGCAUGCCCUGUUAACACAGUAGCACAAAAUGUCACCUGUAUCAGCAGUGAACGGUGCAUAUCGCAAGGUAACUUUGUCUUCAACGGAACAUGUGUAAUCACCUGUCCUGAAGAGGCUCCAUAUCACAGCAGUGGCAAAUGUCACCACCAAUGCCCGCAAGGUCAGAGAGCCACUGACACGGAAUGUAUUGAGUGUGAUUCAGACAAACUCCUAGAUGGCAAGGCAUGCAUCUAUAAAUAUGAAUGUCAUGAAAGAAAUAAGUUUCAAUAUAAAGGAAAGUGCCUGUUGUCAUGUCCACAUGGAACAAAAGAAGACGUCGGUCUAUUUACAAACAAGUGUCAAGCACAGCCAAAUCUCCUACCACUACUUACACUGCUGUUUUCGGCGCUUCUGGUCAUCACUGUCAUUUGCCUCUGUAUGACGAUUCCGAGGAAUGGAGCAAAAACACGUGACGAAAGAAUAAAGGCGACAUUGACUACCAAAACUAGGAAGCAAGUCUAUGAAAACAAUGGUUUUGAAGAACAUGAAGAUCACGAAUGCUGUGAUGAUACCAACGAUGUCGAAACUGGAGCAAUCCGUACACCUGACAAUGGAGAAGCUUGUGAUGUUGAAGUUGUGGGUCCAUUCGAAAAUGUGUAUUUCAUGAAAGAAACGGGUCAAAUCGAUCAAAGUGAAAUAUGACAUAUAUCUACUAUAUCUAAUUCUAGUAUCAGAGCAAUAGAUUAAUUAAUGGAAUCAGUAUAUAUUCAACAGCCAGAGCUAUAUAACCAUACAGUCAUUAGCAUUUAGUUCAUGUACAUGUUUGGCUAUUUUUUCUGAUCAAUUUCUUACUGAUCUGUCUUUUAUGUCGUGUGUCAUGAUUGAUUCAGGAUGUUUUUAAUUCUUUGUUUAGUAAAUAACGUCCUGAUCCCA